UUUUGGUGUUUUUUCCAGAACUGUCCACUCUAGCUUGCUGAUUUGCUGUAUGUGGUUAUAAAACUCGUCGUAUUCGCGCCUGAAUUUUCGCAAUAACUGGUAAAUAUAUAAUUAUUGAGGGUAAUAAACUUUUUUCCCCUCGCCGUCUCUGAAAAUAAUCACAUGCGAUGUCUGGUCAUGGUCAUGGGCAUGGACACGGUCACGGCUGCUGUGAACACGAACAUGAGCCCGCUGAACGGGGCCUGGAAUACGGACUGUACAGGCGCAUCGAUUUAGAGAAGCUUCAGUGCCUGAAUGAAAGCCGAGAAGGUGACGGGAAGCUGGUGUUCAAGCCUUGGGAUCAAAGAAGAGAUCGUGAAAAGUGUGUGGAGAGCGAUGCUGAUGAGGAGCUUCUGUUCAAUAUCCCGUUUACCGGAAGUGUGAAACUGAAGGGGAUUAUAAUCUCUGGGGAGAACGAUGAGUCCCACCCAGCUGAAAUGAGACUAUACAAGAAUAUACCCCAUAUGUCAUUUGAUGAUACAAGCCGAGAGCCAGAACAAGCAUUUCGUCUUAACAAGGAUCCGUCAGCUGAACUUGAGUAUCCAACUAAGAUCACCCGAUUUUCUAACGUGCAGCACCUGUCUGUUCAUAUUCCUCGAAACUUUGGAGGAGAUUCCACUUGUAUCUACUACAUUGGGCUUCGGGGAGAGUACACUGAGGCUCAUAGACAUGAAGUGACGAUCUGCAACUAUGAAGCAGCAGCAAAUCCAGCAGAUCACAAAGUUGAAAAUAUUACUCCACAAACACAAUUUAUAUCGUGAUAUCAGAUUGAGCUUCCUGUGUGAAAAAAAGGUCUAAAUGGUUUUUCACUUUAGAGAUGCAAGAGAUGUUGAUUAUGGAGACUUGUUCAGAUGAAAAAAUGUGCCAAUAAAUGUUCAGUUAAAAACA
Electrophorus electricus (electric eel) is the source of this 927-nucleotide messenger RNA. It is a transcript of the gene pithd1, whose product is annotated as PITH (C-terminal proteasome-interacting domain of thioredoxin-like) domain containing 1. The record is from RefSeq and is a predicted model, not a curated record. NCBI's taxonomy places the organism in Eukaryota, Metazoa, Chordata, Actinopteri, Gymnotiformes, Gymnotidae. Gene Ontology annotation, cellular component: nucleus.